AUGCCUCUCGUCGUUCCCGGCAUCAACAACAUCACCGACGAGUCCAAGACUCAGGAGUGGAGCAACAAGCUCGUCGGAAAGAAGCUCCACGAGGAGGAGUCCAACGAGACUACUUUCUGCAAGAGAGAUCUCCCCGAGAAGUCCCGUGUCAUCGAGCCCGGCAUGAUGGUCACCAAGGACUUCGUGCCCGACAGGUUGAACGUGCACGUCAAGGAAGACGGCACCGUUUCCCACGUUGUUCACGGCUAG
Messenger RNA from Colletotrichum chrysophilum, 249 nucleotides. RefSeq lists its product as uncharacterized. The record is from RefSeq and is a predicted model, not a curated record. Bases 1 to 249 code for a protein of 82 amino acids. The transcript has 2 exons. Lineage: Eukaryota; Fungi; Ascomycota; Sordariomycetes; Glomerellales; Glomerellaceae.